AUGAUCUCGCAUAAGUUUGUUUAUGGUGAAAUCCUCACCCAACUGAGCCGUCCUUCAUGUGCGCAAGCGUUUCUUUCUGGAACUGAUGGAGCCCUCACAUUGAAGCAGGCAGAAAUUGACUUUCUACAACGCUUGAAAUCGGCUUGGUACCCUUCCUUUCGUGAAUGCUCUUCAUUGAAGUUGGUGGAGGCGAAAGCUGCUGAAGCAUCUCGCGUUGUUGCUGCUGUUCUAUCUGCGAGUGAGGCGGUUGUAGACAAGGAACUCAAUUUGAAAGCGAUCGCUGAACAUGGAGGACUCCCACUAUUUCGCCUAUUUCUAUUACUAUACUGA
Molecule: messenger RNA, 330 nt
Organism: Cooperia oncophora
Lineage: Eukaryota; Metazoa; Nematoda; Chromadorea; Rhabditida; Trichostrongylidae
Source: the annotation of a GenBank genome assembly